Castor canadensis (American beaver) is the source of this 1260-nucleotide messenger RNA. The record is from RefSeq and is a predicted model, not a curated record. Lineage: Eukaryota; Metazoa; Chordata; Mammalia; Rodentia; Castoridae.
AUGAGCUCUGCCAUCACCAGCUGUGAGUUCUCCACCUGCCUGAGGGAUGAUGGUGUGUUCAAUUCCCACCCUGUUGACCAAGGCAAGAGGAAUGAUGGGCAGCCUGAGAGUCCCAGCAGCAGCCGACUGGCCUAUGACAUCUUGGACAUCCCACCAUGGUAUCUCUGCAUCUUCUUGGGGAUUCAGCACUUCCUCACGGCCCUAGGGGGCCUCGUGUCUGUGCCACUCAUCCUGGCCAAGGACCUGUGCCUGCAGCAUGACCACCUGACCCAGAGCUACCUCAUCAGUACCAUCUUCUUCACCUCUGGCAUCUGUACUCUCCUGCAAGUGUUUUUAGGGGUCAGGCUGCCCAUUCUUCAGGGAGGGACAUUUGCUUUUUUGGCACCCUCUCUGGCUAUGCUCUCUCUUCCGGCCUGGAAAUGCCCAGAGUGGACACUAAAUGCCACCCAGGUGAACAUCAGCUCUCCUGAAUUCACGGAGGAAUGGCAGAAGAGGAUGCGAGAGUUGCAGGGUGCUAUUAUGGUCGCUUCCUGUGUCCAGAUGCUAGUGGGCUUCUCAGGCCUCAUUGGCUUCCUCAUGCGCUUCAUUGGCCCCUUGACCAUUGCUCCGACCAUUUCCCUGGUGGCCCUGCCUCUCUUUGAUUCUGUGGGCAAUGAGGCCGGGACCCACUGGGGGAUUUCCAUCAUGACCAUCUUCUUCAUCGUGGUGUUUUCUCAGUUCCUGAAAAACAUCCCGCUGCCUGUGCCAGCUUACGGAGGAAAGAAGUGUCACAUUUCUAAGUUCUACCUGUUUCAGGUCUUCCCUGUGAUGCUGGCCCUCUGCAUCUCUUGGCUCAUCUGCUUCCUGCUCACUAUCAACAAUGUCCUCCCCUCAGCCCCCACUGCAUAUGGGUACCAGGCCCGCACGGAUGCCAAAGGCAAUGUCCUGAGUCAGGCCCCAUGGUUUCGCUUCCCUUAUCCAGGACAGUGGGGCCUCCCCACCUUCAGUCUGGCUGGGGUCUUUGGGAUCAUCGCUGGAGUGAUCUCUUCAAUGGUGGAGUCGGUGGGCGAUUAUUAUGCCUGUGCCCGUCUGAUAGGGGCCCCACCCCCUCCAAAGCACGCCAUCAACCGUGGUAUUGGCAUUGAGGGCCUCGGCUGCCUCCUGGCAGGGGCCUUGGGGACAGGAAAUGGCACCACUUCCUUCAGCGAGAACAUCGGGGCAUUGGGCAUCACCAAGUUCUGCGCGUCUCCCAGCACCCGGGUACUCCCUUUCUGCCCCUAG